Messenger RNA from Triplophysa dalaica, 3094 nucleotides. Its product is annotated as carbohydrate sulfotransferase 8-like. Gene Ontology annotation, molecular function: sulfotransferase activity. The record is from RefSeq and is a predicted model, not a curated record. The transcript is spliced from 4 exons. Lineage: Eukaryota; Metazoa; Chordata; Actinopteri; Cypriniformes; Nemacheilidae. Gene Ontology annotation, biological process: carbohydrate biosynthetic process; proteoglycan biosynthetic process. Gene Ontology annotation, cellular component: membrane. The coding region runs from base 754 to 2082 and encodes 442 amino acids.
GUGUACAGAGCUACUAAAUCGCAGGUAGCUUACAGCAGUUUCACUUAAUGAACUGUGUUUUUCCUAAAUUUCACCUUCCAUAUUUCAAGCUAAACUUGUGUAACAAGCUGGUUUUCUUAUCUCUACGCCACUGCUGUCCUCCGCAUUAUCUAGCUUUUUUUACAGACAAUUAGCUGGUAACUGAUUAGUUGCACUGGCACUCCAGUCUCCCUCUGAGGACCUGCGGUUGCUGACUAGGCCAAAUGCUUAACAUUUAUUAUUUUUCAAAUUAUUAUUCUUGUAACCAUAGUGAAAUUGUGCAAACAAUAAAAACCAGUCCUGUUUCGGCAUGUAAAAUAUUUUUCACACAUUCUAUUUUUAAAAUCUGGUCCCGGUGCUUUUUGCAUUUGCCAGAAUUGCUGCUUAACCUCUGCAUUUGAAUGACACUUGUAUGCUGAAGAGAUCAGGGCUGCGGACAAUUCUGGUAAAGGGUGAUUCCUGUACAUGCUUUCUUCAGAUUGUCUCCACCUCUAUGUGUCCCUCCCCCUAGAAAGGUAUGAAUUCUACCGUACUGAGCUAUAGUCAGACUUUGAUGACUGUAUGAAGAUAUCCCAACGUCUUCUGGUCUCUGCUUCGACAAGGAAAAAGUUUCCUACAAUUUUGGUGCUGUGACCCAGAUAUAGAGCUCCUCAUCUGAAUCCAGAUUGAAACUUCAAGCUCAACAAAGAUCUGACUUCGUUCCAGACUGAAUCUUUCUGUACAACCAAGUGUUGGAUGUGUGGGUCUCACCAUCAGGGCCGCGCAUCACAUGCUGUGAUGUGUAGAACGCUGGCAAACAGCUGUGGAGAAAGGCGGAGGUUCCUGCGCUCAGCAGUUAUGAGAAUCCCCCACUUCUUCUGGUUUCUGCUGCUUUUAUCUGGUGGAGGACUCAUUUUUCUGUACCUAAAGGACCUCACAGAGACACUUCAACAACAGAGUCAAGGUGCUCAGGUCAUAUUCAACCGAGUACAGCCUGUGAGAAAGGAACAGUGUUCUGAUUGUUCUGACAAUGAAUCGCAGUCGUCUUAUCCAACAGAUGACAUCUUCCCCAGCCCUGCCCACCCAGUUCAACCUACAGUCUUCCCGUGGGCCAGGCGUACCUCUCUACUCAAUCCCAAAUACAUCACCGCUGCCCAUGUGACAAAAGGUCACCAUAAACUUCUCAAGAGCAGUCCGGUCAUCCAGCCGCUCAACACUGACCCUCCUGGCCAAAACCGUGACAGCACCGAGCGGAUUACUCAGGUACAGCAGGUACGCCAGAGGCUUAUGAGGGAAGUCUGUGCCAAAUACACAGGUGGGGCCACUAAAAGGUUUGUAACCCGCAUGCAGGUGUCGCGUAUUUUUGUGGAGGACACACACAAACUCCUGUACUGUGAGGUGCCAAAGGCAGGCUGCUCUAACUGGAAGCGGGUGCUCAUGGUCCUCAAAGGUCUCGCGCCCUCCACAGAGAAGAUCCAACAUGAUGAAGUGCAUAACGGGAAUCACCUUAAACGCCUGGACUCCUUUGAUCACAUAAGCAUCAUCCAACGUUUAAAGACCUACACCAAAGUCAUAUUCCCGAGGGAGCCUUUUGAAAGGCUAGUGUCUGCUUUUAGGGAUAAAUUCGAGAAUCCAGAAUCAUACUACCACACCGUGUUUGGGAAAGCCAUCAUUUCUAGAUAUCGUAGAAACGCCACUCAGGUAGCUUUAAGCACGGGAGCGGGCGUCACCUUUAAGGAGUUCAUCCAGUAUUUGUUAGACGUGCACAGGCCGGUCGGCAUGGACAUCCACUGGAUGCCUGUAGCCCAGCUCUGUAGUCCCUGCCUGCUGGAUUACGACUUCAUUGGAAAAUUUGAGACUAUGGAAGAAGAGGCGAACUUCCUUUUGAGAAGCUUUGGAGCGCCGUCCAAUUUAACAUUCCCUACUUUCAAAGACAGAAACCCUAACGCAGAAAGAACGUCCUCGGAAAUUAUGAGGAGAUACUUUGCACAGUUAAACGUGACGGAGAGACAGAGAGUGUAUGACUUUUACUACAUGGAUUAUCUGCUGUUCAACUACUCCAAACCGUUUAAUGAUUUGUACUGAGGCCACCGAAGUUAUAUUACGAAACUGAACCUGUCGUUCACGUUUUGUCAUAGUGAAGUUAUUACUUUAAAAUGUUGUUUGUUUAUUUAUUAUGGAAUUUACAAGUGAAAUGUUAAUCACACUGUAUUAAUCUAAGUGACUGCAGGCUGGCCCUCGCUUUUAUCUUAUUUACAAACAUAUUAAAUCCCUCUGAAAUGCGUCAUGCAUUUUAACACGUCUGUGUAGGUGGAAUGUUUCUUCAAACCGCUUUGAAUGAUAAACUGUACUGAGAGCGUCUGGAAAUACGUUGUUUUACAGUCAGAUAAACACAAAGAUGUCUGAUUGUAAGUAAGUGCAACAUUCUUCAAAGCCACUGAGUUUAAAUCAAUUAGUGUAAAUUGACUCUAUACAACAUGCAAUUAUUUUUCAACAAACUGACGCUUUGGUCCAUAUUGGUACGAUAACUAUACAAUUUAAAUCCUCGUGAAUGUAAGAACAAUUUGUAUACAAUUUGUUGUCUAUCACAAUGUGACCUAAUACACAUUUUCCCUUACUUUCGCAUUUUCAUAGUUGGAAGUUUCUCCUUCCAUCAAUUUUUUUGUCUUAGUAUAUCAAUAAUUGUUAGCACCGUCUUUUUACAUCAGUUUGCUGGUAUCUUUUUGUAUCUUUUUGAGAUAAUGAAGUCUUUAUAUCAUGCAAUGUCAGUCACUGCUAAACCAUUAGGUCAAAAAGUAUCAAACCUAAAUGCCAGGUUAAUUUUACCAAGAUUUUUUUAUAUUUGAAUCAACAAUGGUUUUAAAAAAACCCAGCCUGAGUUAAUUUAUAACCCAACGGUUAGGUUGAAAAUAACCCAGCAUUUUUUAGAGUCUACUUUUUGGUUCCAGGUCAGAUAAUACCUUAUAAUAAUUUUCAAUAGUAAUAAAAAAUAUGUUUGAUUAUAUGUUUCAGAACACAUCCAUUUCUAUUCAUAUACUGUAAGAAUGGCACAAAGAUUGUAUUCCCACAAACAAAUUAAAACAAAGAUUAAAAAUCA